CGUGACGUAAUUUCCAGGCGCUUGCACACGUGUUGUCGUCACAUCGGAGCGCGGCCGACAGGAUGGGUAGUGAUUUCUAUCUCCGGUAUUAUGUUGGGCACAAGGGGAAGUUCGGACACGAGUUCUUGGAGUUCGAGUUUCGGCCUGACGGAAAGCUCCGGUACGCGAACAACAGUAACUACAAGAAUGACGUGAUGAUUAGAAAGGAGGCCUAUGUACACAAGAGUGUGAUGGAAGAAUUGAAAAGGAUAAUUGAUGACAGUGAAAUCACAAAAGAAGAUGAUGCAUUGUGGCCGCCCCCUGAUAGAGUAGGGCGACAGGAACUGGAAAUUGUUAUUGGAGACGAGCACAUUUCUUUUACUACAUCAAAAAUUGGUUCCCUUAUAGAUGUCAACCAAUCAAAGGAUCCAGAAGGUUUACGGGUUUUCUACUACCUGGUACAGGAUCUGAAGUGUCUCGUAUUCAGUCUGAUUGGUCUUCACUUCAAGAUCAAACCAAUCUAGCCGGCCGGGAGGGAUAUCAUGUUUUUAUUUUGUUUAAAUUGAGGUUUUUAUGUUUUUUGAAUUAUUUUUUUUUAUUUUAUACAUGCCUGAUCCACUAAUAAAAAUGUUACAGGUGAUGCUUUGAGCUCAGUGGUUACUAUGAUGACGGAGAGAGCAAUGGCAGGGUCUCUGACUGUGUUUGAUCCCUACUGUAUAUUUGACACAUACAUUUUUUUAUUUAACUGCA
This is a messenger RNA of Bombina bombina (fire-bellied toad), 729 nucleotides long. It is a transcript of the gene MAGOH, whose product is annotated as mago homolog, exon junction complex subunit. Lineage: Eukaryota; Metazoa; Chordata; Amphibia; Anura; Bombinatoridae. Gene Ontology annotation, cellular component: nucleus; exon-exon junction complex; catalytic step 2 spliceosome. Gene Ontology annotation, biological process: RNA splicing. The record is from RefSeq and is a predicted model, not a curated record. The transcript has 5 exons. Bases 63 to 503 code for a protein of 146 amino acids.